Messenger RNA from Aphanomyces astaci, 1573 nucleotides. RefSeq lists its product as hypothetical. The record is from RefSeq and is a predicted model, not a curated record. The transcript is spliced from 7 exons. The coding region runs from base 102 to 992 and encodes 296 amino acids. Lineage: Eukaryota; Oomycota; Saprolegniomycetes; Saprolegniales; Verrucalvaceae.
AAUUUGUUGCUACAUUGAAGUUCCGAUUUGAUACUUCGAAGUAUUUUUUUCGGCUGUGGAUUCAUCACGCGCAUCAGAAUUGAAAGUGCUCAACAAGACACAUGCUGCGUGUGCUCGUGCUGUCCGUUCUUCUCGCGUGCUGCGCCGUCGACGCCGCCCCCGCUCGAGUGUCUGUGGACACGAGCUUGGACCUGCCGUGGUUCAGCUACGAAGGAGACUCCCAUUUCGAGUUUGGCGAAGCGCUGGGCAAACAAUUCCGCGUUGAAAUCAACGACCGAUUGCGCUUGAGCUCUCAACUUCAGGGCGUGCUUCUCCCAUUUUACGCCACUCCUUUGGGAAAGUCUACCUACGACAAGUACCUCAGUGCCCACAACCACACGUUCCCAGAUUACGUGGAAGAGCUCCAAGGCAUCUCCGCUGGCAGUGGAGUACCGUUUUCGACGUUGUUUUUGAUCAACAUCGUGGAAGAGUACGGCAACUCGAUUCCGCUUCCGAAUGCUUUUGAAAGCCAACUGCACUGCUCCGACCUGGUCCUGCACACGUCGGACGUUUGCGUCGUCGGUCAUAACGAAGACAGCGGGGCUGGCGACGUCAACCGCACGGCGUUGGUCACGGCCAAGAUCAAGAACAACCCUUGGUUUACUGCGUUCACGUACCUCGGGGACCUGCCCACGGGGGCGUUUGGAGCGAACCAGCACGGCGUGGCCUUCUCCAUGAACUACGUGGAGCCGUUGGACAUUGACGUUGGCGGCCUCGGCCGUGGGUUCAUUUCCCGCGACUUGUUGGGUGCGACGUCCCACGACGAUGCCGUCGCCCGCAUCACCCGACCAGGGCAGGCUUCUGGCCACAACUUUCAACUCAUGGAUGUACCUACCGCCCGAGUGUUGAACAUUGAAGUGGCAUCGUUCAACCGUACAAACAUUCGCGAGAUCACGGCCGGAUCAGCGCCAUUCUUUCACACGAACCAGUACCAAUCCCUUCUCAUUCGGUGAGUUCGUACGACUCUUCUUCAGGUGUCAAGUAUGCCAUCAUUGUGUGCUUUGUUGGCAGGCAACCAGUUUUCCCGAGCAGCUACCACCGCCUGAGGCGCUACACCCACGUGACCCCCCCGUCGUCGGUUGCGUCCAUCUUGGCCCUUCUCGGCGACCAAGGAGACACGUCGUAUCCUAUCUUCCACGACGACAAAUCCCAUGCCAAGGGCGAGCUGUCCAACUGGACGUUGAUCACGGUGCUGUUUGACGUCAAGAACGGCGUGCUGUAUCUGCUGCGUCCGCGCGUGAACCCUGGCGAGGCCCGCGUGGCGAUGGUUGUGGACUUGCUGGACGUGCAGCAUGUCAAGCUGCUGCACACGGCGUCGGAACAAGACCUUGCCAAGACCAACAUGCUCGCGACGACCAAGGCUCGUUCGUAGGAAGGACAUGCGGAAGAGACUGUAGGGGCUCAUGGAAUUAAUCCCAUGGGCGAGAAGAGACCUAUGGUAAACUAACGGAGGUCCAAAGGGUUUUUGAUUCCAGGGAGUCAAUGGAGAUAGAUACUGUACACCUCAUUUACGUCAUCACAGGGAUACUCUUCU